UUGACAUUAUCGUGUAAGGCAGCAGGUGCUUGAGCUCUACUACUUUCAAGAUGAGUGACCAAGCGAUUAGCUUUCUGAAGGACUUUUUAGCUGGCGGGAUUGCUGCAGCUAUAUCUAAGACUGCUGUGGCCCCAAUCGAAAGAGUGAAGCUGUUGCUGCAGGUCCAGCAUGCCAGCAAGCAGAUUUCAGUUGACAUGCAAUACAAGGGAAUUAUGGACUGCGUGGUCCGAAUUCCCAAAGAACAAGGCUUCAUUUCCUUCUGGAGAGGCAAUCUUGCUAAUGUCAUCCGUUAUUUCCCAACCCAAGCUCUUAAUUUUGCCUUUAAGGACAAGUACAAGCAGAUCUUUCUGGGGGGUGUAGACAGGCACACUCAGUUCUGGAGGUUUUUCGUUGGUAACCUGGCAUCUGGAGGAGCUGCUGGUGCCACUUCCCUGUGCUUUGUGUACCCUCUGGAUUUCGCCAGAACCCGUCUAGCUGCUGAUGUCGGUAAAGGCCCAGCCCAGAGAGAGUUUGGUGGCCUUGCAGAUUGCAUUGCCAAAAUCUGGAAGUCAGACGGUGCUAAAGGUCUCUACCAGGGAUUCAAUGUUUCUGUCCAGGGUAUCAUCAUUUACAGAGCUGCCUACUUUGGUGUCUAUGAUACCGCUAAGGGCAUGAUGCCAGAUCCCAAGAAUGUGCACAUUUUCGUAAGCUGGAUGAUUGCUCAGAGUGUCACUGCCGUAGCUGGUCUUGUCUCCUAUCCCUUCGACACUGUCCGACGUCGUAUGAUGAUGCAGUCUGGUAGGAAAGGAGCUGAUAUCAUGUACAAGGGAACAAUUGACUGCUGGAAGAAGAUUUCCAAAGAUGAAGGACCUAAAGCCUUCUUCAAGGGUGCCUGGUCCAACGUUCUGAGAGGCAUGGGUGGUGCAUUUGUCCUCGUAUUGUAUGACGAAAUCAAGAAAUAUGCAUAACCUAAUAAAUAUGACAUGUUAAUCCUUUCUAUAUAGUUCAUAAAGACUCAUAAUGCAUCUGAUUUCAGGGGACAAAAAUCCUAUUUCCUAGGGAAAUUAACAGAGCGUAAAGGGCAGGUAUGCAACAAGAACACAUAGCGUAUUCUUAGCCUGUGCACUUUAGGAUGCAUAUUGUGUACACGUUAAGAAUUGGUACAAUCUCAUCUCUUGUAAGUUGUUGCAUUUCGUAUGCUUG
Molecule: messenger RNA, 1182 nt
Organism: Hyla sarda
Lineage: Eukaryota; Metazoa; Chordata; Amphibia; Anura; Hylidae
Gene: SLC25A4
Product: solute carrier family 25 member 4
Exons: 4
Coding region: 51-947 (298 amino acids)
Biological process (GO): mitochondrial ATP transmembrane transport; mitochondrial ADP transmembrane transport
Cellular component (GO): mitochondrial inner membrane
Molecular function (GO): ATP:ADP antiporter activity
Source: RefSeq, a predicted model, not a curated record